AUGAAAAUAGAGCUAGAAAGUGCGGCCGUCAUUGAAAAGAUCUUUAGUGAACUUUCUGAAGAUUCAAAUACACCAGAAGAAGAACAAGUCUUAAGUGCAGUUAAGAAUCUCUUCCUAAAGAAUAUCCGAGUAGGUUCUAGUGCCAAUACAGCUGUAGCUGCAGCUGAAAGCACCAGGAUUGAAAGAUUACAAGCCUUGUGUGCUGUACGACGUAAUCUACCGGAACAACUAAGAGUGGAAGUAACCAAGAGUUGUGAAGAAUUACUGGACCAAGCACGACAAGAGAUAGCAGUUGUAGCUAGUACUAACCAGGUAGAAGGACUAGAGAGUAAGAUGGAAGCAAGUAAGGAGGUCAAUGAGGUAGGUAGGCGUAUGCAAGAACUAGCUAAGGCCUUCCCAGAAGUACUCGGCCAAAUGCGCGAGUACAUUGCUAGUGCAGAACUAGAGGUGAAAGAAAGCAAUCCGCGCAAUGCCGAAGUAGAACCAGAAUCUCUAGCUCUUCUCUUCAAAGAUGAACUUGAUUUAGCUAGUUUAAAUAAAGAGUAG
Nematocida homosporus is the source of this 546-nucleotide messenger RNA. RefSeq lists its product as uncharacterized. The coding region runs from base 1 to 546 and encodes 181 amino acids. NCBI's taxonomy places the organism in Eukaryota, Fungi, Microsporidia. The record is from RefSeq and is a predicted model, not a curated record. The transcript has a single exon.